Messenger RNA from Anopheles nili, 609 nucleotides. RefSeq lists its product as uncharacterized. The transcript is spliced from 2 exons. The record is from RefSeq and is a predicted model, not a curated record. Lineage: Eukaryota; Metazoa; Arthropoda; Insecta; Diptera; Culicidae. The coding region runs from base 1 to 552 and encodes 183 amino acids.
AUGGAUCCUUCGAAGCUCUUACUGGGGCUGACACUGGUUUGUGUAGCAUUUAGACAUGGCGCAACUGCGAAUGAGAACUUUGACGUUCACGUGGACAAGCUCGAGCGUAUCGGCGAUAGCGAGAAGUACUUCAAGUACAACUACACGUACGAGAAGAUCUCCGAGAUGAAGUUCAACAUCCAGGCGCAGGUGGAGCAACUUCUGGAGCUCGAUGACAGCUACUCGGUGAAAGGGUUGGUCGCCCGGGCAAACCUGGCCGAAGAUAGCGAGUACGAAGUGAUGAUGAACCUGCAGAAACCGCUCUGCGAGUGGAUGCGCACGAUCUACAAGUCGUACUUUUACGACGAAUUGGUGAAAGUAAGCAACUUCCCGCACUACGAUACAUGCCCACUUCCGGUGGCCGAGUACACCGUGAAAGAUUACGUGCUCGAUGCCGAACCGUACAGCGAUAUGAUGUCCGAAGGUCGUUGGAAGGUCGAAAUGAUGCUAAUGAAGGGAGACGACGUUUGUUCGGGCGUCAUCCUCAUGACAACGGUCAAGCCGAAGGGCUAGAUCAGGCUAGAAGGACGGAUGAGGAGUGUUUUCGUUUGAAACGGCAAAUAUAUUUAA